This is a messenger RNA of Humulus lupulus (European hop), 1788 nucleotides long. RefSeq names its product cytochrome b561 and DOMON domain-containing protein At5g47530. The record is from RefSeq and is a predicted model, not a curated record. The transcript is spliced from 3 exons. NCBI's taxonomy places the organism in Eukaryota, Viridiplantae, Streptophyta, Magnoliopsida, Rosales, Cannabaceae. Bases 217 to 1404 code for a protein of 395 amino acids.
UCAUCAUCAUCAUCAUAUCUAGAGUUCAUUCUCUCAACUAGCUUUUAGGGGAAUAUAUUACAAAAGCACAAUUCCCUGGCCGGACUUGGACUAUAUAUAUAUUUUUCCAUUAAAGGUCUGUUUUUUGAUUAAUUUUGACACAAACCCAUCUCAGAUUAUCAUAAUUAAGUCCCUAACCAGUUUCUUAGGGACUAAAAGUCAAGCACACCGACCACCAUGGCCGGAAAAUUCACAAGUCUCGUGGUUCUGCUCUCUGUUUUUUCGACUCUGUUUCUGUCAUCCUCUGCUCAAAAUUGUAAGAGCUACAGCUUCUCAAGUAAUCAACAGUUCGAAACCUGCCUUGACCUUCCGGUUCUGGGCGCGUUCCUCCAUUGGACGUACGACUCGUCGACUGGGAAGCUCAACAUGGCUUACCGUCACACCGAGGUAACGAGUACCACGUGGGUCGCAUGGGCCAUCAACCCCAGCAACAGAUUGAGCGCAGCCAUGAUGGGAGCUCAAGCUCUUGUCGCCGUCCCACAAACGAGUGGUGCCCCGAGAGUAUUCCCCUCGCCACUCCAAGAUUAUACGACGACGACGUUGGCUGAGGGGAAUCUGUCUUACUCGGUUACGGACUUAUCGGCGACGUAUCAGAACAACGAGAUGGUUAUCUUUGGGACUUGGACUCUUCCAGCCAACACGAAUAGCAUCACCCACGUUUGGCAAGCGGGUCCAGUUUCGGGUACAACACUUGGAGCGCAUAGAACAAGUGGAGAUAAUGUUAUGUCUAAAUCGUCUUUGAAUCUGCUUUCCGGUCUGUCUCAAUCCGGAGGAGGCAGCUCUAUACUCAGAAAAAGAAACGUGCACGGAGUGCUAAACGCUGUAAGUUGGGGUAUAUUGAUGCCUAUGGGAGCUGUAAUAGCAAGGUACUUGAGGGUAUUCAAAUCAGCAGACCCUGCUUGGUUUUACCUCCACGUCACUUGCCAAACCUCUGCAUACGUCGUUGGAGUCUCCGGUUGGGCAACUGGUCUUAAACUCGGAAGCGACUCAGUUGGCAUCACACAAAACCCUCACAGAAGCAUUGGAAUCGCCCUUUUCUGCCUAGGAACCCUUCAGGUUUUCGCUUUGCUCCUGAGGCCCAAGAAGGACCACAAAUUCAGACUCUACUGGAAUAUCUAUCACCACACCGUUGGGUACGCAGUCAUCAUCCUCAGCAUCAUUAACAUAUACGAAGGUUUCGACAUCUUGCAGCCUGAAGAAGUGUGGAAGAAAGCUUACACUGGGAUUAUCAUUGGUUUGGGCGCUAUUGCCUUAAGCUUGGAAGCUUAUACGUGGUUUUACGUACUGAAGAUUAAGAAAUCAGAGAACAAAGCGCCCUACGGCUCUAAUGGAAAUGGGGUUAAUGGCUAUGGUUCACAUGUAUAGAGAGUUGGGUUUAGUUGCCUAAUGGAGGAUAUGGGUUCCUUGGUGCUUUCUAAAUCCUCCUCUCCUCUCCUCUCCUCUCUUCUCUCAUCUUUUUCUUCUUAUUUUUUUAUUGUAAUUUUUUUUACACCCUUAUGUAUAUUUAGUGAAUGAUUUAUGUACUUGAGGAGGGAGGUCUGGUCUGGACUCGGGGGAGUUCAGCUUCGGAGGUUAUUCUUUGGUAGAGUAGUUUUAGGACUUUCUUUACCUGCUUUUGAGAGGAGAGGAGUGUAUUUUUUUCCACCUUUAUCGUGCUAUUUGAGAGGGUACAUAUAUGUCACUAUAUAUUUAUACUUCCUUUCCUUUUAUUUGUAAUUUUCAUCUCUAUAAUAUAUGCUCUUUCAUCUC